ACGAGCAGGAACAGGCGCUCAGGAGACACUCACUAUGCUGGAGAUUGUUUGAAGCCGCGAUGGGAGUUAACGCAUCCAAGUUUCUAGAGUUCCUGUUAGCAGCGCCGUUGCACUAAACAAAAGACUUUGGGUUUCUCCGGUUUUCUCUCGCUCUCUCUCUCUCUCUCUCUCUGAGGGGGCUUGUCUGCAUUUUUGUCCGAGGCGUUUCUCGCACAGGAUGUUGAUGAUAUUGGAAAGCCGGGUAAGAUAAAGUCAGUUCUCUCUGAUGAGAACGACCUCCUCCUCCUCCUCCUCCUCUUCACCACCACUACACAAAGGGAACCACGGAACAAGUACUUUUUUUUUCUUCCUACACGCCAUCAUUUUUUAUUUUUUGAAUGUCAUUAAGAAGCAGAGGGGGCUGUUUCAAAGACAAAAUGGAUCACUUUGCAGCAGAGUGCCUUGUUUCAAUGUCCAGUCGUGCAAUUGUUCACGCUCCUAAAGGGAAUAGGGAGAUUAAACCAGAAAUCCCGUCCUCCUCCAAGAACGGAGAGGAAAUUAAGGAGCCUCUGGUGAAGGAGAACUCCUCUCUUUUUGUGGUGGCGCGGAUUCUGGCGGAUUUUAACCAGCAGACUCCCAACUGUGGUGCCGAGCAGGCAAAAAUAAAGGAUGAGAGCAUGCCGAACCUCAUAGAUGAUGGAAACUCUGCCACACCUACCACCAUCUCCGAUCCUUCGCUCAAACAAAGAGGCAAAAGAUCGAGAGGUCGGACUGAGCAAGAAUCACCUCAGAAAAAGCACAAAUGCCACUAUUCAGGUUGUGAAAAAGUUUAUGGCAAAUCAUCCCACCUCAAAGCCCACCUAAGGACACACACAGGAGAGCGACCUUUCCCAUGUACCUGGCCUGACUGCAGUAAGAAGUUCGCCCGCUCCGAUGAGCUCGCCCGCCACUAUCGCACCCACACGGGGGAGAAGAAGUUCGGCUGCCCUCUCUGCGACAAGCGCUUCAUGCGCAGCGACCACCUGAUGAAGCACGCCCGGCGCCACUCAGAUUUCCAGCCCGGCAUGCUGAAGAGGCCCCACAGCGGCAGCACCACACGUCCCAGCUCCCUCAGCGACUACAGCCGCUCGGAUGCCUCCAGCCCCACCCUCAGCCCCGCCCUCAGCCCAGCCAACUCGCCUUAAACUGAAACCCAGUCGCACUUUUCUGCCUCCAGACUGCGAGGUCUGUGUUUUCAUCGUAACACUUUUGUUGCACAGUUGUCAGCAACCUCCCCUUUGCUAUUCCUGCGCUUGCUGUGGUGUACCAUACUGUACAUAACUGCUUAUUGUAGUGCAAUUACUUGUGUGAUCUUAAAAGAAGGUAAUGCCUUUCCCAGAUGGCAAUAUCUACAUUCUGUACCACAUGUCUGUAUUUUUUUAGCUUCUGAUCAUGGCUAGUUGUUCAAUGUAUGUUCACAGUCAGGUAAACAAGGUUUAGAAGAGAAAAAACAGACACCCUGACAAGUCUUAUCAAAAUGUUUUGGGUUUUAUUUUUUUGUUUUUUAUUUUUUUUUUCUGAACGGGUUAGGAGUAAGGGGUACACACACACACACCUCAGGAUCGAAGACAAUUGCUAUUUCUGUAAUACCACAGUACUUAACAGUACUCACAUCGACUGCACAAUAUACUCAUCACUUUACUCUGAAAUUCAACAGGGGUUGAAUUUUAUGCCCUGCUCAGGGAUGGCCUUGUUAGCUUGAAAGAAUGAAGACGGUGAAGAGAGACAUACAGUACAUAUAUCGCAGCCUUACACUCAACACAAUUUGCACUCUUUGUUUUUCUUUUUUCGUUGGCUUUCACUUUCGAGGAAACAAGCCCUACAGUCAUCUGGUCAAUCACACACACGCAAAACUCAACUUCUGUUCUCUGUUAUGUUCAGUGGAUUCAUAUGUAAUGUGAUUGCUGUGUACAAAGUAAGAAAACAAUCAGUAGACCCCCAUCUCGGAAAACGAAAUCCAUCUGUUCCUCCACUGCAAUGUUAAUAUUACAUUACACUGGGAUAAAUGUGUACUGCAUUGAAUAGUUGUGUGCAGUGCAAACCGUGCGAAUCUGCACUGUGGGAGGAUUGGGACUUUAUUGGGUUAACAGUUUUUGUAAUUAUAAAGUGGGAGAAACUUUGAAAACCUUUAAAUAGAGACAGUUAAGUUUCAAAGCAGCUGUUCUUGCUUAAAUAAAAUCUGUCUCAUCAGCCCGUAUUUCACACGAAACGGACAAAAAGGGACGAAACAAGGUUCAUCCAUCUCUCAAGCACAUAGGAAAAAGUACCAAAGACGAGUGAAUGAAAGCUUUUUAUUCGGUCCUGUAAGCUGCCCUUCACUGAGGCCUGCUGGUUGGCAGUAUCACAGGUAGAGUCAGUCUCCUGCUCACUUCCCUCCUCCUGGCUCUGCCUUUUGUGGCUUCCCUGGAGGAAACAGCUGCACCCAAAAGAAGCUAUUCACAGCCUGCAGGAGGAGUGCUAACAUGCCAUUCCCGUGGAGUCUUUCCUCAUCUGGCUCUACCUGUCCUGUCAGGGAGCGGUGAAGCUCCGAGUCCUGCCAAAUAGCAUGAGGUUGCCUGACUUUGAGGGGGGGGGUCAAAUGUAGGCCAGAGUGUUAGGCAGUGCUGAGCAGAGCCGGGCCACAACAACAUGGAGCACAGAGCGAAACAAAGCAGCUAUCUGCAAUAAACAGGCAAGAGAGGGCAGGUCCUGAUAAAAGAGGAGAGGUUUAUCAUGAGCUAAACAGCACAAAGGAGGAGACAUCCAGUCGCAGACACCCCCCAUUUCCUCCCCCUUCCCCGACUCCCCUCCUCCCUCCAACGGUAGAAACAGCCGGCAAGAAAAAAAAAUGGCUGUAAUUAGUGGGUUGAUCCAAACUGUAGGAUAACAGUAGAAAGGGAAGCGUGCGAGCAACAGUCGCAUCUAGACAAUGCUAGCAGUGUGGGUGGGAUGCACCCGACUCCAUCCUAAGCACAGACAGAAGUCCUUUGCUACUUGCUGGAGAGUCAGAUUUCACAAUGCCAAGGAAAAAAAUUUGCUCCACGUUAAUAAACCUGAGCUUUCAAACAGCUGCUUUCAAACUUCUUUCUCUCAACGAGGGGGCUUUUGAACUGUUGUAAAAACAUGUGAACCAAAACGAACAUAUCAGCAAAGUGCAGUGCUCACCAGCCUCACGUCGUCCUGCCUGUGAAGCUCAGAUGUCCCGUGAGAAAGCUGACUUGUGUUUCUAGACAGACAUGCCUCAAUAAGUCAGGCAAAAGGCACAGUAAACCUUCCAUGGAAACGGGCACCACUGUCAAAACUGCUGCAGCCCCGCCAGUCUGUGUUAUGCCUACAUUUUCCUUUUAAUGCUUCAGCACCACAUUUUGGAAAUAGUGUCAUCCAUGUAGUUUGGUCCUGUCAGACCCCUCCGGACUGUUGUCGUCCUGAUUUGCAUGUGCUAGCUUCAUCCUAGCAACAGCUCCACCGGCUCUCAUCCUGCAGUCCCGUGCUUGACACUAUAUGCAUGUUAACUUCGCCCUGAAAGCGUAGAUGUUUUUUGAGGCGGUCUGGCAGGUGUAAGUUCAUGAAUGGCAGGCCUUGUCCCCCGUUCUCCACAGCAGUCAUCUCUCUUUAAAGUAGUGAUGAAUCAGCUCUGUCACAUUCUCCAGAAAGAAAACAUCCCUUAUUUAGAUCGAAUGCAGUAGUUUCCUCAAGACACCACAUUUAAAAAAAAAGAAAUGAAAAAAAAAAAAAAACAAUCCUUUGUAAGAUGUUAAAAUAGUUUCCAGGCUGCAAGAUGACACUUUGAAUGCCACUGAUCAGCAACUCUCAGUGACAGAAGAGCUGAGAGGGUUUUACAUUUACCAUUUCUUAAGAAAAAAGUAAUUCUUCAAUUUGCUGUUGAACAGCUUUUUUUUCUAUCCAUGACAUUUUUUGUUAUACUCAGUUUUUGACCUGGUUUGUAGUGUAACCUUCACUUACAAAAAAAAAAAAAGAAGAAAAAAAAACAAGUUUCUGAGUAGCUCACCCUCAAGCAAGUUUCAUUAAUCAGUUCUUGAUCCAUAAUCUGCACAUUUUCCUCAGGGUCAACAUCUGCCAAGCAGAUAAGGGACAGUUUGUGUAUUUUGUUAUAACAUCAGUUGCUGCACAGAUAUAUGUCUGCCAGCCUCCCCCGGUGUUCCUGGGUGCUUAGUGUUCACUGCUGGUCAGUGUCCGACCACACUGGAAACACAGGAACGCCUCAGUACGGGCCCAGAUCCUGCCUAUUGUGUCUUCAUACCAUCUCACAGUCCUACUAUCAACCACACUGGAGCUGUUUUCAGUGAAAUGCCCCUUUAAACACCAUUGACCCUUAAUGUCAGUGGACUCACAGAAGGCAAAAGGAAGCUCCUACCAUCUGUAAAUGAAGCGACUGUGUAAACAUCCCCAGUCUAUCCAUCCAUCCAGACUGCACCAGUGACAUGUAGGCGUCCACAGGCAGAGCGUCUCAAAACUUUUAUUCUCACUGUACCAAAUGUACUUGAAUAAUUCAACACAAAAGGCCAUUGAACACAGUUUUGUACAUGUCCAUUUUUACUGUACUUGCUUUUGUUGUCAAAUAAUUAUGAACCUCUCUGAAGAAAGGUGUACAGUCUGCUUUUUUCUUUGGUUUAUGUUUUUUUUUCUAGAUUUUCCAUUGUCUUCAGGUCAUUUCAGCAAUUCUUUUGAAUUUGAAAGCGUCGUUUUGGUUAAAACCAGAAUUUUAGCUCCAUUGAUGGGGUUCACUCCUUUAAUCAGGAACACUUAAUACUCUGUUGAUGUCAGGAUGCAGGCUAUUCCAGUUAGCCUGGUAUCCAAAAACUCCUCUAAGUCAGAAGAUGAAAGGAUGGUUUGGGGGUGGGUGAUGAUAAGAAUGGAAACUUCCUGACCUCUAUGUGUGUCAAUUUCAGAUUGCAUGACUAAUUUUCUUUAUUAUUUAGAUUCUUUUAAAGGUUUUCCAUAAGAAUAGAGACCACAGCAUUGUGAGUUAGCAAUGUAGUCAUAAUUUUUAUUACUGCUUUUUUUUGUCUCAUAUGAAAUGUUUAAGGUUGUAUAUUUUUCAGAAAUCAUACCUCUUGAAAUAUUUGGCUUUUGUUGUACCUUCAUAUCUUUUUGAAACAUCCAUCAUGUAGCUUACGUUUGCUUGAUGAGUAGCACAAAUAUUUGGUGGUUUUAUUUGUCCCUACUUGAAUGAGGAAGUUAAGAAAGAGAGACUGUUUUCUGUAAAAGACAAAACCUAAUCAAAACACUGGGCUACGUUUUGUAUAAUCAUCCCAUAUUGCCAGAUCCUGCACGUCCUUGUAGAUUAAAAAAAAAGAAAUAUUUCCAAGAAAUAUAAAAACCUUAUUUUUUAUUAUUCUAUGUUACAAAAAUACAAAAGACAUCCUUCCCCUGCUGAGCUCCCCAUUGUCUCGGUUUAAACAUUUUCUGUGUGAGGGAGGAUGUAAAUUACUAUGAAGCUUCAUUUCAGCAUUUUUUUCAUCCAAUUUUAUGACGAUAAUUCCAGUGUGAUUACAGAUUUCGAUAGCUGUCGGAGAAAAAGCAAAAAUGGAAAUGCAAGGUUCCUGCAAGAUACUAACAGUGUACAAGUUAAUAUUUUCUUCUAAUUGUACAAAAAAAAAUAUAAAAGUGAAUUGAUUGUUGCCUAGUAUGUAAACGACUAACAGUUUUAUUUAAGAAGUUCAUAUUAAUGACAUCAAUGUAUCACUGAUCAGACUGUCUCAAUGGAAAUCUCCAUCACUGAUUUCAACGUACACGCAUGAUCGAUGCAGUUGUGUGCCAAAUCUAGAAUGGUAACUUCAUAUAGAGGAUACAGACGUUGAGGGUAACAGACCUAGCUACUAUCAGACAUUAAACGAACUUGUACAGUUUUAUAAAGUGUGACAUGUCUUUAUGUUAUGUACAGGAUUUUAAUGAAGCAACUCCGCAUAUUUGAUAUGCGAGUGUUCUAAGUUAAGUACUUCUUUUCUGCUUUAUGUAAACAUUUUUUGAUUGUGUAGCUUUGUUUUUUUUUUCAUUUGGUUCUUAUUUAAUUUUUUUCUCUUCUGUUUUUUUGUUGUUCAAUGCUCAAUACAAGCAGUGUAUAAUAUGGCUUAUUGCAGGUAUUUUUUUGUUGACAUAAACGGUCUUAUUGAGAAUAGAAGCCCAACCAUUCCAAAGGAUUGAAAAUUGCAUUUGCUAUAAAUGUGCUGCUUACAUCGACCCAAUGCAUUUUUGUAGGUUAUGAAUAGAAGUCUGUCUUGACUGUGAGGUUUUUACACGUUGUGAAUUGUGCACAAGGUACGUUUCUCAUUGUCGCAGAUUCUUUAGGCUCUUUGUGUAGGCUAAACCCAAUUUGAACGGAUACCUGCUAUAUUUAAAAGUUAAAGACAUACAGAGCAUGUCUUCCCUCAUGACAAAAGGCCUGAGGCUUUUUAAGGUAGGGGUCAGCCAUAAAAGUAUACAGUGGUUUCUUGAUUGUUGUUACCAAAGGCUUUGAAGGGAAAGAUGAAUGUUGCAGUAAUUUUGAAUCCAACAAAGUUUGUACUGCUGGGUUCAAUCUUAUAUGCUGUAAGUUGUUGAUCAAUGGAUGUUGUGCUUGAUAUGGACCUUUUUCUACAUCUCCAGUAAGAAACUUUAUUGCUUUUACUUUUUAAAAAUAACUUGAAUGAACAAAAAACCCAUUUAAUCAUAGAAGCAGACAAAUUGCGAAAGAGUAGGACAGACUGAAAAGAGACUGGGCGGUAAGAAAACUCAGUGUGGCAGAGCAGCAGACCAAAUCUGUUGUUACCCCUCACUGACUGUGGAAUUGCUCCACUGCCUCAACGGACACUGUGUUGCAUUUGCUCCCCACCGCAGAAAGAUAGCAGUCUUUUACUCCAGCAUUGGUUAUGUUUGCCCUUAAAGGAUGAGUGUGUUCCAGGUUAUGCAGCGUACAGUGCUGUCAGUGACCUCACUUUGAUGACAAAGAGAGAGCCUCUCACCUGCCUUUUGGUUCUGUUACCUGUACCUGUUUGUCUUCAAUGUACCUCCUCAGUGUAAUGUUGCUCUCUUGAUACCUCCGUGUUUUUCCUCUGCCCCUCACCAUCAGUUGCCUGUUGUAGUGACUCCAUGGUGCUGCUUCCCCUCUUAGCACCAGUAUAAUCUAUUCUGUAAAUAACUCUCGACUCAGCUAUGGCCAGUACAUUCUCCAAUGACCUCACUCUUAACUUUCAGGUGUCAUUUUGUUUCUCCUCUCAGCAAACCAAAAUCACUACAUUCAAGUAUUACAGUUGUACAGUUUCUUGGAUUCUACACACAUUUAAUGUGCUGGUCUUAGCUGCUCUGCUGUACCUUUUUAUGGCAUUAUUUUUUACAUGUUAGACAAUAUAUUGUGACCAUGUCCUAUGCAAAUAUGAAAAAUAACAGAUUGUUGAAUAAUGUAUGUUGUCAUAACUUGUAUGCAUGAAAUAGUGAAGUUUACAUUUGGAAAUAAAUUCAUAAAAUAAGCAGCCACAA
Messenger RNA from Amphiprion ocellaris (clown anemonefish), 7473 nucleotides. It is a transcript of the gene klf13, whose product is annotated as Kruppel-like factor 13. Gene Ontology annotation, molecular function: RNA polymerase II cis-regulatory region sequence-specific DNA binding; DNA-binding transcription factor activity, RNA polymerase II-specific. The record is from RefSeq and is a predicted model, not a curated record. Gene Ontology annotation, biological process: regulation of transcription by RNA polymerase II. The transcript is spliced from 2 exons. Lineage: Eukaryota; Metazoa; Chordata; Actinopteri; Pomacentridae. Bases 378 to 1163 code for a protein of 261 amino acids.